Messenger RNA from Amphibalanus amphitrite, 1378 nucleotides. RefSeq names its product protein C19orf12 homolog. Bases 157 to 600 code for a protein of 147 amino acids. NCBI's taxonomy places the organism in Eukaryota, Metazoa, Arthropoda, Thecostraca, Balanomorpha, Balanidae. The record is from RefSeq and is a predicted model, not a curated record. The transcript has 2 exons.
GGAUCAAGGAGCAGAGUCGGUGGGCGUGCCGGCGCAGCGGUGACGUGGUCUUACCCAGCCACUGGAAGACGGACAGUCUUGGGACCGCACCGCUCUCCGCACUGUGACUGGAGACGGCGUGAUUAGGUACUGCUCAGACAUAACCGUGCCGCCAGUAUGCCGCUGGACCGUCAUGACGUGAUGGCGCUGCUCGCGCAGCUGGCAGAGGAGGAGGAGAUGCGAGUCACCGUGAAGGGCUCGGCUCAGGGCGCGCUGCUCGCCGGUGCAGGCGCAUUCUUCGGUGGCCUGCUGAUGGGUCCGGUGGGUUUACUGAUUGGCAGCACGGCCGGCGGCGGCGCCGGCUACGCGCUCUCGGCCGGCAAGUUCCGCUCAGCCGGCGAGGUGAUCCGGCAGCUACCUCCCGACCGGCAGUGUCAGCUGGAGCGCCGCGUCAACCACCUGGUGUCGCGGCUGACCGCGCAGGACGUGCUGACUGCGGUCACCAUGCUGGCGAUUGGCGGCGGCGCCGAGAUUCGCUCCCUCAUCAUCGCCCAGGUGGUGAAUUUCCUCACCAAUGAGAUGGCCAUGGAGGUGUCUGGCGUGCCGGGCCAAACGUGGUGAGACUGAGGCGCCGAGCGGCAGCAGGACGGGGGGAGGACAGCCGACUGCCCCUCUGCCGCCGUACGGUCGGGCACGCGCGGCAGGGACGAGAUUGGGCUGAAGGACACAGAGCGCCGACUCUCGAGGGUCUGAAUGUGGUGCUCUUGGACAGUCGAGUGUGUAUGUGUGUGCUGCCUGUAGGGGAAGGGGAGACGAUGUGGUGACCGUUGGACAUAACCCGGCAGUUGCUGGGGUAUUUCGCCCCCCCCCCAGCAACUCGCGGGUUAAUAUGCGUGAUAUCUAUUCUACGAAUGCUCUAUGAGCGGUAUACUGCCAGGAAAGCGUGUGUGACGGUGCUUCGGCUAGUGGCACUACCGGCCGCAUCUGCUAGAUGUGGGAAGAGGAGGAGGGUAUAAUCGUGGCAGACUGCUUGAUUGUCUGCAUUCACCGUGAUAUAUCAUUGAAGUGAACUAUUCUUCUAAACUGUAAACAUUGGCUCUGUACUUUGCACGCAAGCACAGCUGUACGCCAGCACUUAUGUCCUUGCCAAGAGGAAUGUGCGCAGUCAAGUGAAGCACAGUUGUGUGGUGGUUGAAGGGGCUGAUGAGCUGAAGUGACCUUGCUGUUGCGUGAAGAAUGAAACGAGAUGCUUAGGGUGUAAUAUGUGCUCUUUUGUGUACGAUUUUCUAAAUAUGCCUCAAGCACAUAUGGCUAAUGUGAACGUCACGUUGCGCUUGCCUUGAAUUGCUGUUUUGGAGUGAUCUCUGCGGCAAACGAAAUAAAAAUGGAAGGUUUUGAA